AUGUUCCGAGCGGCUAUUCGGAUCUUCUUUAGAUGGACGAGAUACUCAGCACUCGGCGGGGUGAUACCGCAUACGAGGUUCAUAGUGUUCAAGACGCCUCUGAACGAUCGGCUUCUCACAAGAGUCGAUCCCUCGCAGAGGUUCACUGUCAGCAAUCUCAUGUGGAUGUUGGCUGAACGCGGUCUUCGACUUGGCAUGGUUGUUGAUCUCACAGAUACUGAUCGGUAUUACGAUAAAGCAGAAAUUGAGGGAAUGUGCAUACAAUACCAGAAAAUAAAUUGUCCAGGUCGAGGUUUCGUUGAAAGGUCAGAAUGUGUUGCGGAAUUUAACAAGGCGAUCCAAGAUUACAUCGAUAAAUCUGAUGAUGAAGAAGCCCUAAUCGGAGUGCACUGCACUAAUGGCGUAAAUCGCAGCGGAUAUCUGAUUUGUCGAUUUCUGAUCGAGCGCCUUGGGUGGUCGUCGCACGAAGCAUUGGAUGCAUUUGAACGCGCAAGAGGUUAUCCAAUUGAGAAAGGUUCAUACGUGCAAGCACUGCAUAAAGCUGCAAUUCAGUCCCGCAAUCGAAGAGAUGCUUCCGACGAUAGUGACUCCGAGGAGCGCCGUCGCAAAUCGAAAAAGGCAAAACGAAAGCGUGAAAAAGAUGAUAUGUCAAACUUCACCGAUAGUGCUAGCCAAAUGGGUAAUAUCAUGCAGCAGUUCUUUGCCCAACUACAAGGAGCUCAUCAGGCUGCUGAAUCUGGUAAUGGAUCAGGCUACGAGGGUUCUCCUGCUCAGAGUGGUAGCUAUGUUGCUUCACCUGCUCAACAACACUGGGCUUAUCAAACAAAGAACCAAAACCUGAAUCCGUCAUAUUCUGAAAGCCCGGCUGAUCAAAGUAUGCAAGAUGAAGAAAUGGAGGAAGGAGAGGAAUGCGAAGGCGGUGAAGAAUCCGAAAUUGGCGCUGAACAAUCUCAAGUGAAGUCCACUGCACAAAAGCGUCGUGAUAGAAGGAUGAGAAUGAAGAAUAUGCUUUCGGUGAUGAAACGUGGUCGCUUCCACGAGAUUCAGGAGAUGCAGCGCGAGUUCGUCGCCAGAAGCGGAACCCAGUGA
Messenger RNA from Haemonchus placei, 1089 nucleotides. The record is from the annotation of a GenBank genome assembly. Lineage: Eukaryota; Metazoa; Nematoda; Chromadorea; Rhabditida; Trichostrongylidae.